UCCAGUGGAUCGCAGUCUUUCGACGAAUGUUCAGCAAUUCUAUCUGAGGUUAGUCUCGCAAUACAAACAACUAAAUGUCGCGCGUGUAACGAAAAUAAAUUUCGCUGUGUUGCCGCGACUUUUUCGUUGGAGCUUCGAGUUCGUUGUCGUGGCUCCGUUGAAUCGUGAUUUUUACGGAUUAUUUCCAUUUUUUGGAGCGGAAAAGCUUGGAGAAUUUUGACUCGAACUUUGUCGCCAAAUACCUUGAGACAGCAGAAGAAGGAAACCGCGAGGGAAGCAGCAGCAUCAUGUCGCACUCAGUGACGAUUCGCACGGCCACGGUCACCACAAAUGCUUCGCCGAUUUUCGUUAACACCACUUUCCUGAAAACUUACAGUGGGAUUUUGAAGGUCCUCGAAUUGAUUCUCGGGAUCGUCUGCGUCGGUAUAAUUGGCCAUGAUUUCGACAACGAAUAUAGAUCCUACAAUGUUCAAAAUCAGUUUUUCUUUCUCAUCACAACAACGUUCAUGAUAGCUACGUUUUUAUUACUUCUAAGUUGCAUGGUAUCGCUGUCGACCGAAUCGAUCAUAUCGAAAACGAUUUACGAAGUUGUUUAUCACGCAGCAGCUUUUGGUCUCCUCCUCGCAGCCUCGUUGACUCUCCUCAUCAAAGUUAACAAUUAUCGUCGGAGCAGUUACAAUUACGAAAGUUUGCUGGGGGCGAGUAUCUGUGGAUUGGUCAAUUCUGCCUUCUAUUUCAUCAGCACCAUCUUCGCUCUUCGCUCAUAUCGAGGACUUUAAAUUACUUCCGGUACACUUUCAAAAAAACCGACAAUUUUUCGAUAUCCGAACGCCACUACGAAUUUUCAUGAAAUUUUGUCGUUUCGUAAAAACCUUCGUUUUUCGAAUGAAUUACACUCGACACUUGCUUAAAUAUCGAUUAGAUUUUUUAUUGCAACAUCAAAGAGACUGGCCUCAAUCAAACUUUCAUGCGAUAUUGUCGUAGAAGGGAACACUUGUGGGGAGCACACUGAACUUAAAAAAUUGAUCGUGAGAAAAACAUGAAAAUUUCUACUUCUAUAAAGUCGUAAAACGUCUGAAUUGAUGGUCAAAUAGUGCCUUGCAGAACUCAAUGCGAGUCUGUUCAGUCAUUUCGUGCCAUUGUUUUUCUUUAUUUAUAAAUAUUGAAAAAGUCUGUAAUUUUUUUAAUCCAGCAGAGAUUUUGGUGUUUUAUUUUUAUCGUAAGAAUAUCGAUUCCACGAUUUUUUACAGAGUUCUACAAUACUGAAGACCUUUUGGAAAAAUAUAUUUCCGUAAUAUUUACACUUUCAAGAUAAGCCGACGAAUCAUCAUUGAAUUUUUGCAUCGAUCAGGAUUUUAUACAAUUUCAUAUAAGCCCAAAACGAUUGCUUAAUUCCUGAAAGAAUUUUCGAAAUGUUUUCAAAUUUUUAUUCUGGCAUGACGCACAAACGGAUGUAACGAAGUGACGAAUUCAUUGAUCUCCUCAAACAGUAAACUUAAGCACGAAUUCAAAACCACAUAGAAAAAUAUUUCUACGUUUUUUUAAAACAAAUUCAACGAAAUAUUUUGCUAAACAUUAACAUUUACAAAACCGGAGCUUCGUGUGCCUCUAGAUAUUUAUGGGCAACAUGCUUUUGAAUAUUUAUAUUUAUUGUACAUGUAUUUUAAUAUUUAUACACAGCAAAUAAAAAAAAUAGAUUAUUUGUAUUGGAAAA
Venturia canescens is the source of this 1714-nucleotide messenger RNA. RefSeq lists its product as uncharacterized. NCBI's taxonomy places the organism in Eukaryota, Metazoa, Arthropoda, Insecta, Hymenoptera, Ichneumonidae. Bases 288 to 779 code for a protein of 163 amino acids. Gene Ontology annotation, cellular component: membrane. The transcript is spliced from 5 exons. The record is from RefSeq and is a predicted model, not a curated record.